AUGGAGACUUCAAUGUGCGGUCUUGGCUGCUUGUCACCGGUAUUCCACGACGCCGGCGACUUUGACUCAAUAUGCGAUUCUUUUUACCGCAAUGGUGUUGCCUUCUGCAAAGGUUGUGAUGAGUCCUCGCUUCUGAAUAUCGCCAAGAAUAUGGGUAGCCCUGUUGCGCCUCGAAAUGCAUCUGGCCGUGGGGUCAUAAGCCGUAUCAGGUGCGAACCAGCCCUGAACGGUAAGACCUAUAGUAGCAAAGGAUACAGCUCAGAAGAACUCUUCUUCCACACAGAUAGAAGUGGCUGGGAGCUGCCACCUCGUAUUCUGAUGACAGCAUUGUCCAUCAAAGCUCUAAAGGGGGGCGAAUCACUCUUAGUAGAUGGACACCGGUUCCUCUCUCAUCUCAGAUCUGAAGAGCCAGACCUGUACGACCUUGUGGUCUCCCCGCAGCAUAGCAGUUUUCGUCAAGAAAACGGCUCAUUUCAAGGCCGUCCAAUUUUUGAUGAGGCAAAAGGAAUUCUCCGAUUCCGCCUAGAUAAUUCGGUCCAGCUCUCGGGCGUCCUUGCAGAAAAGUGGGACAAACUGAAAGCUGCAGUCUAUAAGCACGCAUACUACGUUGAUUUUCAGCCAGGGGAUGGAUACAUCGUCGAUAAUCAUCGCUACCUACACGGGAGAACUUCAUUCACUGGCUCACGGAAAUUCAUUCUCUUUGACGUGGAUGGAACAAUCUGCUGCGCCGAAGACCUGAGUGUUGAUGCAUUUUAUCGUUGCAUAAGCGAUGUAACUGGAAAGGAGAUUCGCCUUCACAACACGCAUGUAAAUCUUCACGGCCAAACCGACAUGGCGUUAGUAAGAGAAGUCUUUCGCUACCACGGAAUUGAUGCUUCUCGGAUAGGGGGUCUCAUGAAAACAAUGACGGAUGUGUGGCCAAAGUACCUACAGCAAUCGCUUGACGCCGGUCUAGCAUGUUCCCAGUGCAGUCAAAUUGCUUCAGCCUUGGACUGGCUGAUGGAGCAGAAGCAGGACGGUAGAUAUCGCAUCAAUAUCGGACUCUUGACCGGGAAUGCGCAAGCAAACACGGAGCUGAAGAUUCAAAGCUGUGGGUUAUCCACUAAAAUGUUCGAUCAGGGGAUAUCAUCCUUCGGAGAUACGUGUCCAUCUCGGUUAAUGCUCUACCAAAACGCUGUAGGGAAAAUGGAAGGCCGCCACUCAACACCAAUACCACCAAAACAGAUCUUGCUGAUUGGAGACACCCCGAUCGACAUCAAUUGUGCCAAGAAAGUGGGCUGCAAGAUACUAGCCGUCGCUACUGGAAAUUAUGACAUUGACGAGCUCCGCAAACAUUGCCCAGACUUUGUCUGUGACAACCUUGCGGAUGCAUUCGACUUUUUGGAAAGGUUCAUGCAAAAUUAA
This is a messenger RNA of Neoarthrinium moseri, 1404 nucleotides long. RefSeq lists its product as uncharacterized. The coding region runs from base 1 to 1404 and encodes 467 amino acids. The record is from RefSeq and is a predicted model, not a curated record. The transcript has 4 exons. NCBI's taxonomy places the organism in Eukaryota, Fungi, Ascomycota, Sordariomycetes, Amphisphaeriales, Apiosporaceae. Gene Ontology annotation, biological process: carnitine biosynthetic process. Gene Ontology annotation, molecular function: oxidoreductase activity. Gene Ontology annotation, cellular component: mitochondrion.